UCAAAACUGAGAAACCCUAUGACUGUAAAUAUGGUAGAAAAUAUUUCAACCAUAAGCCAUCUGUUGCUGUAUGUGGAAGAAGUCACAUAGCCACAUACUGAAUCUGAAACCAGUCUGGGCUGUGUGAAAUGUCUCAAAAGCAAACAGACGGAGUUGACAGUGUCAGCGCCUAAGAACUUCAUUACUGGGUCAGGGUCUCUGCCUGGAACUCAGAGAUCCGUUCACCUCAGUACUGGGAUUAAAGGUAUGUGCCACCACGCCCACCCAGCUAAAACUUUUUUUUUCUUUUGGCAUAAAGCAGUUGUUUCUGGGUUUGGCCUCACAAAGCAUCCACUUUAGAGCUUCGAUGUAUUCCAAAUGCAACGAUGUCACUAACGAGUGACCGGGAUGCCCUAAACUGUAUAUGCCCCCAAGGCGGUUUCACAGGUUCUGAACUCCGGACGGCUCCCGCGAACUUCCGGUCUAUUUCCGGCGUCGCCAUCUUGCUUCCGGUUUCCGAGGGGGUUGGAUUGUGGCCUCAGUCCUGUGCCAGCCUGUCUGGGCGUCUGUGUGCAGUCAGACACCUGCCUUCUGAUCUGCCGUGGUGGCGCUCACCUGUAAGGCACCGUUCUGGCUUUUUGACUCAGCAACUAUGUAGAGAUAUUGGAAUCCACAAACGAGGCGUAGCGAGGACCUCACUUCUCACUUCUGUUGCCCAGCUUCUCCAGCUACAAUUGCUGGGCACUCCAUGUGCCUUGGCGAGUGAGGAGAAUGAGCAGUAUUGUGGGGUUGGUGUCAUUUGAGGAUGUGUCUGUGGACUUCACCUGGGAUGAGUGGCAGGACCUGGAUGACAGUCAGAGGAAGCUCUACAGGGACGUGAUGCUGGAGACCUACAGCAGCCUGCUGUCCUUGAAUCAGUGUGAUGCCAAACCUGAGUUGAUCCUGAAGUUGGAGCAAGGAGCUGGGCCAUGGAAGGAAGACAAUGCCCCAGACCAGAGCCUCCCAGCUCUGCAGCCUAUGAAGAGUCUGAAGGAAGCCAGAAGGGACACUGGGAAGAAACAUUUGAGCCACCUGCUAGUCACUGGCAGUGCAUCAGCUGAGGAGAGGGGCAGACUUGGGGAAAUACUUAGUAUGAAUUCAAACCAUGUUUUGCACCUGGCUCUUAAGACUAGGAGCACUUCUAGAAUGAGAUCUGAGGUGCUUGAUACAUGGGGAGAUGUGUAUCUCCCUGGUGGGCCCAUUGAGAUGCAGGCUACAGAGGAACUUGAUCAUCUUAAUCCAAGUAAGAUGCUACCCAGACCUCCCGCGCCUCUUAGUCUGGACUUCAGUGCUGAACGUGGACCACAGCACGGCCAGUGUGCCCAGCAUGGCGAAGCCUUCGAUGUGCGCACUGUAUGGACGCGUACAGUGUUUCCUUUGGGAGACAGCUCGACGAAUGCCUUUGAUAAGUUGGCUCUUACUGCCCAAGAGGGGACUCACAUAAGGGAGGAAACUUUUGAUUGUAACAUGUGUAAGAAGCCAUUCUCUGACACGUGUAACCACACUCGGCAUUUAAAACCACACCUGAAAAAACAGUGUGGUAAGUGUCCUGACGGCGAGCCAGCAUUCCGUGCGAAAGCAGGCCUUCAGCACACUCUGCACUCGUGGGGAAAACCGCGUGGGUGUAACGACAACAAGAAGUGUGUGCAUCAGAUGCCGAAACCGAGGUCGAAUCAGAGUGUCUUCUCCAGUAAAGAGAGUAAUUGUGUGAAAACAUUUUGCCCAGACUCAACUUUGAGUGUACAGCAGAGGCCACAUACAGGUAAAAAGCCCCAGGAGUCCAGUACACCUGUAAAAAUCAACAGCCAGCCUCGUCGACGUCACAGAUGUGGGAGGACCUAUCAGUGUAAAGUAUGUGGGAAAGCCUUUAAACACACGCAAAAUCUCUAUUUACACCACAGAACCCACACUGGGGAGAAGCCCUAUGAGUGUAAAGAGUGUAAGAAACUAUUCAGCGUAAAGUCAAAUCUCAGUGUGCAUCAGAAAACCCACACAGGCGAAAAACCCUAUGAGUGUAAUAUAUGUGGAAAUGCCUUUAAAAGGAGGUGUGACCUAACUAUCCACCAGAGAGUCCACACAGGCGAGAAGCCCUACGAAUGUAAAGAGUGCAGGAAAACUUUCAGUAUAAAGUCAGGGCUCAUUGUACAUCAGAGAAUCCACACGGGUGAGAAACCGUAUGAGUGCAGUGUCUGUGGGAAACGUUUCAACCAGAAGUCAAAUCUCUCCACACAUGAGAAAAUCCACACAGGUGAGAAACCCUUUGAAUGCAAAGAAUGUAGCAAAGCAUUUAGUGUCAAGUCCUAUCUCACUAUCCAUCAGAAAACUCACGUGGGUGAGAAACCUCACUCGUGAAGUCUGGGGAAGCCUUCUGUGAGCAGACAAACCUCCAUAGACAUCCUAGCGCGGACACCGGUCAGAAAUGGCCUCUGUGCACACAGAGAAUGGAGAAAAAGCGUAAGCUGUUUAUCCUCUCCCCAUGUGCUGCAGAGAGGUGAGAGGUGAUGACCCCUGGGCACGUAAAGGUGACAGAGACUCUGAGUCUAAAGUCAGGUCUCAUCAGUUAGUGAGCUCAAAACCUACCAAUGUAGGAUGUGCUCAGAAGACCUCUGCCAGAUGUCAGACGUUAGCUAUCAGAGAAAGGCUGCAGUUGAGAGACCCUCUGACUGUGAGGUCUGGGUCAGUCUUCAGUAAGACUGGAGAAUCCGUACUGAGAGAAACCCUGAGUGUAGCUCUGUGGAAAGCCCUUUAGUCAGAAGUUCCAUCUCUAAGAAGCUUUUGGCUUCCCGCUGGUGAGAAGCCCUGUGAAUAUAAAGAAUGCAGCAAAGCAUGCCAGACAUUUGUCCCCUUGCCACGUUUGUCACAGAGGUUCCUGUCAGUGUAAUCUACAGAACGGUCACCUGCCACCGUUCAACCCUAGAUACACAUCAGAGAGAAGUCUCACCGAUGAGAGGCCUUACGAGUGUAAGAACUCGGAAGCAUUUCCAACAAAGGUGCAGCGGGGCCCUCAAGUAGAAAAGCUCUGCAGGUAGAAAGGGGAGGGAGUGCCAACAGCAGGUAGCUCACUGCAUGUCACACACACACAGCUGAGAAGUCUGUGGUGAAUGCAGUGUAUGCGGAGAAACCUCCUAGAUGUCAGACCUCAGCAGUCCGUAGGUGAAGAGCCCUUCAGCUGUAAGGCAUCCUUUACUGCAUACCAAAGAAGGCACAUGGGAUAAGCCAUAGCAAUUUAAUGUGUGUGCAAAAACUUGGUUCUGUAAGACAAAGACAUCUGCCUCCACUAGAGACCCACACAAACACAAAACCCCGUGAAUAUAAAAACUGAAUGAAAAAAGAACAAAAACCCUGUGAAUUUAAAGAAUGUAGAAAAUAUUUCAUAUUUUUGAGUUAUGUGUAAGAACUCACAUAGGUAACUGUGCACACACACACAAGUAAGUAUAACAUAAAGAGAAAUGUGUGCGUCAGAAAACCCUCACUCCCGAGAAACCACAGAGUGUGAUAUAUAUAAUAGAUAACAUUUUUUUACCCAGUGGGAACACUUUGGAGAGUUCACGGGCUGGAAGUACCUGGAUGUAAUGUAUAUAGACAACACUGUUAUAGGAAGUUGACUCCACAUUGGAGAAUUCACAAGAGAGGGGAUGCUGUUGUCAGGUGGGAACGCAUAUCUAGAAUGGUUAUCGAUAUGGAAAAAUGUCGUUGUGAGAAGUCCUAUAUGCACAGGUCUCGUGUGCUAAGAUUUGCUUUGCUUCUUUUUCCUGGGACCUGGCAGCCUGUUUGUGUAGUGUAAUGGCGAGAACAUGUCCUGGGUCUUAUGGGAGUUUUAACAUUUGUCAUGAGUCAUUUCUUCCCGGCCUCAACCCUGAAUGCUUGAAUACAUUAUCCCUGAAUCUGUCCUCAUGGCCUGAAAGGCAGGUGAGUUUAUCUUUGAUAAGAGGGCAUAGCAAAUGACACUGAUUUAAGGACAUGUCUUAUUAGAGAGAGCAGAGCCUCCGUAUGUGUUUAUAAAUCUCUUGUUCAUAUGAGUGAUAGAACAUUCUAUAUGAGCUUUUUGCAAUGUAGUACAAAAUCAUUUUGAAAACAUUUCAAACAGAAUCUUUCAUGUUAGAAAGCUCACUCAGGAGAGGACCCUUCUUGUAACCUGUGUAUUUUCAAGCCAUUUUGUGAAUAAAAAGAACCAUGACAUUUCAAUAAAUUCUAAAUGCCUUACCUGGCACAAGCAUUACAUUAAAAAGAUAGUUAAGCUCUUUUCAUGUGUGUUCCAUAUGUAUAUCCAUAAAACAUUAAAAUUCAUAUGUAUCGGAAAUUAUUCAUUAAAAUGGCAUUGUCACUUUCUAAGUGUUAAAAGUGCUAAAAUUAUGUUUGAGCUGGGUGUAGUGGCAUGCGCUUUAAUCCCAGCACUCAGGAGGCAGAGACAGUCAGAUGUCUGAGUUUGAGUCCAGCCUGGUCUUCAUAGAGAGUCCUAGACCAGCAGGACUACAUAAUGAGACCCCCCCUUUUUUUUUCCGAGACAGCGUUUCUCUGUGUAGCCCAAGCUAUCCUGGUACUCACUCUGUAGACCAGGCUGGCCUUGAACUCAGAAAUCUGCCUGCCUCUGCCUCCCAAGUACCAGAAUUAAAGAUGUGCGCCACCACUGCCCAGCAAGACCCCCAACUUUAAAAAAAACAAAAAACAAAACAAUUGUUGAAUAUGAUAGAUUUGGUCUACAUCUGGGGACAUUCAUAUUUGUCACAACCAAAGUUUAAGAAUUGCAACUAACUCUGGUGGCUACCAGGAUGCAAGGAUGCAGCUGAGCUGGCCGGAGGGAUGGUUGUCCUUUUCCUGAGGAGGCACGAACAGGUGUCUUCUUAGCCCAGAUAGGCCACCAACAACAGACCAAAGAAACAGCUCUGUCAAGCUCCAAUCUGGUGAAUCCGGUGAGCCUAUUGAGCUUACAGGAGUAUGGUCGCAACAGCUGCAUCACUGAAAACCCCACCGCAUUGUCGGGGUGACUGAAAAGUGGGACACUUGCAGGAAGCUCAGCGGGUACAUACCAUGUCAGGGGCCCUCCCCCGCCCCAGCAGCCCUUCCUGUUUUACAGACCUGGAAAGGGGUGGGCAUUGUGCAUCUUAUACAUUCUGAGGGCUCUGUGAGACUUCGGGUUUUAUUUCUGAGUCUUAAUGAGCAUCCCCCCAGGAUGGACUGUUUUCAUUCAGAGGAAACUGCUACACAUCAGGCACUACAGACCCUGCAAUGGGUAAGGUUGGGGUAAGGUUUGUGCGUAUGAUUUUACCACAUUAGCAGGGGUUCCCUGUGUGCAGGGGCAUGCAGGAAAUAAACUUUGUGUAAAAUAUUUUAUGAUUUACAUUAAGGUUUUCCUCAUUAAAUUUUAUCCUAGCCUGUU
Messenger RNA from Mus musculus (house mouse), 5395 nucleotides. Its product is annotated as RIKEN cDNA 2810021J22 gene. The record is from RefSeq and is a predicted model, not a curated record. Lineage: Eukaryota; Metazoa; Chordata; Mammalia; Rodentia; Muridae. Gene Ontology annotation, cellular component: nucleus. The transcript has 7 exons. Gene Ontology annotation, biological process: regulation of DNA-templated transcription. The coding region runs from base 751 to 2370 and encodes 539 amino acids.